This is a messenger RNA of Phlebotomus argentipes, 2447 nucleotides long. RefSeq names its product serum response factor homolog (gene bs). Bases 291 to 1424 code for a protein of 377 amino acids. Gene Ontology annotation, biological process: positive regulation of transcription by RNA polymerase II. Gene Ontology annotation, molecular function: protein dimerization activity; DNA-binding transcription factor activity, RNA polymerase II-specific; RNA polymerase II cis-regulatory region sequence-specific DNA binding. The record is from RefSeq and is a predicted model, not a curated record. Lineage: Eukaryota; Metazoa; Arthropoda; Insecta; Diptera; Psychodidae. The transcript has 4 exons.
CUCAGCUGUGACAGGCAGACGUUUUUGGUGUUUCCGCUGUUUCUCUGGCAGUGACGUUUCACGUCAAACAGGCAGUCUCUCCCGUUUGCGACCGUGCAGCUGGUAUUUUCGCGUCUCUCACGCGAAUUGCGGGUCACGCGGAGUGCUUCCCCAAUGCAAAGUGUCUCAGUGGCUGGUUGUUGAAUGGAUUAAGUGUGUUGUUGGUAGUGCUCCAGAGAAGACAACAGAGAGAGAGAGAGAGGAAGUAAACUCAGCUGACGAAGGUGUCUUGAGAAGGGAAUCUGUCAAGGAUGGAUCCAACCGGCGGCCGCGAUUCGCGGUACAACCUCAACUACAGCAUGAGUAUGUUGGGCGACAGUGGUGAAAUCUAUGGGAAUCCGAAUGUGAGCCUCGCGAGGCCCCCCAGUGGCGGAGCCCUGGGCCAAGUGAUGAGUCGCAGUGGUGGCCUAAUCAACUCAAAUGCACAGUGUGGGUCCCUCACGCGUGGCCUGAAACGAACUAAUUCCGAGUGCUUCGACGAGCGCGCCAUGGGGUCCCAGACCAUGGGCAUGGACGGCUGUCCGGGCGCCGUGCAGGACGUCGUGGACGAGGGCUUCACGUCGCUGCAGCAGAAGAAGUCACCGCCGAGCAAUGGCAAGAAGACGAAGGGACGCGUCAAGAUCAAGAUGGAGUACAUUGACAACAAAUUGAGGCGCUACACGACAUUUUCCAAGAGGAAAACGGGCAUCAUGAAGAAGGCGUACGAGCUUUCGACACUGACGGGAACGCAGGUGAUGCUUCUGGUGGCGUCGGAAACAGGCCACGUGUACACGUUCGCCACGCGCAAGCUGCAGCCCAUGAUCACAUCGGAGGCGGGCAAGGCGCUGAUCCAGACGUGCCUGAACUCGCCGGACCCGCCAAGCAGCACGGGCGCCGGUGACCAGCGCAUGUCCGCCACGGGCUUCGAGGAGACGGAGCUGAGCUACAACAUCGGCGAUGAGGACUCCAAAGACGGGCGUUCGCCACUGUCUUCAGGCGAGUCGGAUGAUUCAUCAGGUGCGGAUUCGCCGGCACCCAGCAGCAUCCUCGAGAAGCCACCGUCGACGUCUGCGACGUCCUUGCCGAAGGAGGCGCCGCCCAAAGUCACCCCACCUGUGAUAGCGCCCGCCACCAGUGCGCCCCAGAUCCAGGCCGGCCUCGGCAGCGUCCUCUACCCGGCGGCCGCGCUGGCCAACCUGCCGCAGGACGUCCUGCUCAGUCUCGUCCAAGCGGGACAUCUGCAGUUUCACUCGAACGACGAUGGUGGUCAUCAGUACAUCACAAUACCCUUGACGACCACCGCGGGCUCGACGCCACCGGCGCUCACGAAGCUGUCGACGGUGAAGCAGGAGAGCGCCAACGGGCGUGACUCGCCGCUCGUGAUCAAGAAGGAGAGCGUUGAUUAGUGUUUUACAGUCUGACUUCACAUGGAAUUUCUAAAUGCUGCCUGUUUCCCUCUUUGUCCUCUCCGUUAUCACGUAAUAUAUAUUUUUCUUCGAUAUUGGGUCAGGAAGUUGAGAGCUUUCGAGAUGUUGAAAGCUUGCCGGAAGCGAGAGAGCAAAGUGAAUGUAAUUUUUUAGGACACAUUCAUAUCUAAAUUACCAUACUGUACAAUUAUGUAGGCAUUUACUUAACACAGAAAGAGUUACUGAGUUAUUGAGAAGAUCACUGGAAGCAAAAAAAAAAGUCAGUAAAGUAAAAGAGAGAGAGAGAGAAAAAACGAUGUGUUGGGCAAAAAUUGCGCGCCCCCAGUGAAAAAAAGAGAGUUUCUUCGUUACAACUUCACACGCCAAAUUGCCAAAUAAUUUCCUCUGACUGUCUCAAUGUAAAUAAUUUAUUUAAAAAUAUAUAAUGGAGUAUUUUUCUUCUCUUUUAAGCCCAAUGUCUUUUGACUCGCUGGCAUUUUUCUAGCCUCUCUCGCGCGCACCAUCUCACUUUGCCGGCGUGUAAUCGCACGAUGCCACCCACCCGAUGAUCGUAAAUUGUGUCGAGAAUGGCUAAACAGAGCGAGAGCAUAGCUUUUUGGGGUCUGUUUUUAUUUUUAACGGGCCACGAGAGCAAAAAAAGAGCCAUUUUUCCGUGCUCGCCUAAAUUAUUCUAAUUUAAAUCGCAUUCUGACACAGUGCCAAAAAUAUACAAAAUAUACGACGGAAAAAAUGUGCUAUUGGACGAGAAAAUGCGGGAAAGAUGAGCAUUGGGAAAAAGCGACAGUGUGUCGCAAUUGGGGAAAAUUCGGUCAGAUGAACAUCAUGUCGAACAUGUUAAAUGUAGGUGGUGUCCAGAAUAAUAUCCUCUCUUUCUCUAUCAUCUCCCAAGAGUGCGUCUGAGAGAGGAGAAAAUAUAAUUGUAUUGCUGUAAUUUGAAUUGUUGCUCAAUUGACAAGGAAUAUUUGAAUGGCUGAGAAUUCAGUGCGUCGAUGAUGCGAACAA